Molecule: messenger RNA, 3102 nt
Organism: Fusarium falciforme
Lineage: Eukaryota; Fungi; Ascomycota; Sordariomycetes; Hypocreales; Nectriaceae
Product: Vacuolar membrane protease
Exons: 4
Coding region: 1-3102 (1033 amino acids)
Biological process (GO): proteolysis
Molecular function (GO): metalloexopeptidase activity
Source: RefSeq, a predicted model, not a curated record
AUGCGCUUCCAAAACCCCUUCGCCUUUCGGUCGGGUCCGGUCUCAUUCUGGACCACCGUCAUCUACCUCGCCCUCGUCAUCCCUCUUAUCUACGUCCACGAGACUGUCCCACCAGCUCCUUCGGAUCGCUCGCUCUACCAAGGCCUCAACUUGACCGAGGCGUGGUUGGAUCUUCAAACGAUAAGCCGCGCAUUCCAUCCGUACAACAGUCACGAGAACGAUGUAGUUCGGCAAUUUCUCAUCGAUCGCACCAAGGAGAUUCUGGAUCGCAACAGCAUGCCCUACACGACUGAGACGAUUGGUGGUGUGGAUUGGCACACAAGGACCGCUUUUGCGCGAACUCAAGAUUCGGACCUCAAUUCUCGUGAUGAGUUCAUCCAGUCUCGGCCUCGCGGGGCCACUCUUUUCGACGACAAAAUCUCCAACGUCACCUGGACCUACAACACAGCCAGGCCUACUGGUACCAACAUCGCUAAGGGCACUUGGAUGGGGCAGUACUUUGAGGGGAACAACUACUACGUUUACAUCCAUGGCAAAGAUGACCCCGAGGGCGAGUGGUGGCGCUCAGAAUCGGCUUACAAGAAGUUCCGCGGCCAAGGUGGUGUCCUCGUCAACUGCCAUUUUGACUCGGUCUCUACUGGCUACGGAGCUACUGAUGACGGCAUGUCUUGUGUGUCGAUGCUCCAGCUGCUGAGCUACUUUACAUUGCAAGGCCGUCAGCCCAAGAACGGCAUUGUUUUGCUCUUCAACAAUGCUGAAGAAGAUGGUCUUCUUGGUGCCCGAGCCUUUGGCUACAGUCCUCUGCUGCACUUCACACAUACCUUUGUCAAUCUUGAAGGUGCCGGAGCUGGUGGCCGUGCCAUCCUCUUCCGAACUACCGACUUGCAAGCUGCCAAGGUGUACGCCAAGAGCCCUCAUCCCUUUGGAUCUGUUGUUGCUGCCAACGCUUUUGAGAGAGGUGUCAUCAAGAGUGCGACCGAUUACGAGAUCUUUGCCGACAUUUUCGGACAGCGUGGAAUGGACAUUGCCUUUUACGCUCCUCGCGCUCGGUACCACACCAACCAGGAUGAUACUCGUCACACCUCUGUUAACAGCAUUUGGCACAUGCUCUCGGCGGCCCUUGCAUCGACUGAGAGGUUUUCACAGAUUACCGGCACUACAUUCCAUGGCGAUCGAUCUGAUGGAAAGUCUGACCUUGUGCAGAAUGGUAAAAAGGCCGAGGGUGUGUGGUUCGACAUUUUUGGCUCAGCUUGGGCUGUCUUUGCGCUUAGGGGGCUGUUUGCAUGGUCUCUAACGCUCCUCGUCGCCACACCCUUGAUCCUGGUUGCCGUCACUUAUAUUCUGGCGCGGAAGGACAAGUACUACUUCUUUUCCAGAGACAUCAAGAUGCAUCACGACAUUAAUGAUGACCCGGUGGUGCUGGGUGGCUGGAAGGGCUUCUUGCGCUUCCCGUUUGCCCUCGCCUUUGCAGGGGCCCUUACUAUUGCGUCUACUCUUCUUCUUGCUAAGUUCAACCCUCUCAUCAUCUACAGCAGCCCUUAUGCUGUUUGGUCCAUGACUCUCUCGCUCUUCUACUUUUCGUUUUGGCUUAUCAUGCGAGGGGCCAGUUUUGUUCGCCCGAGCGCCCUUCACCGUGGAUUUGUUCUUAUCUGGCUCUUUGCUCUUGGCUGGGGGUUGCAGGUUGUGGGUGCUGUGGCAGAGGAUCGCAUGCACAUUGCCGCCCUAUAUGCGACUGUGUUCCUCCAGUCUGCUGUCUUCCUAGCCUUGUUCAUCUCUCUGUUGGAGCAGUUCGCCCUUCUUGGAAAACACGAUUUUGCCAUGCAGCUUCAUGAUGCCCAUCAGGCACGAGAUGUCUCAAGCCAUGGCACUGACCACGAAUCGCGACCUCAGCCCGAGGAGGAACCUACUCAGCCUGAGGGCGACGACGACGCAUCCGAGGAUGCAACGGAGACAACACCGCUCAGAGCGAACGAGCCAGGCUAUGGAUCCAGCACUAGGACAUCGUUUGCUACCACCUAUCGUCGCUCCGUUGCUGAGAACGCGCCCUCCCCGCCUAGGAUGCGAAGAUAUCAACCUUACGAACAUGAGCAAUCGUGGUCGGGGCGACUCCCUUCUUGGACUUGGAUUAUCCAAUUCCUUCUCUUGGCCCCUGUACCUGUUAUCUUGUUUGGCAACCUCGGCCUAGUUGCUAUGUCUGCUUUGCAGAUGACAGGCACAGAUGGUGGCAGCCUCCUAGUGCCCGUGCUGUCUUUGGGUAUCGUGAGCAUUUUCCUCUUGCUCCCGCUCACGCCCUUUAUCCACCGUGUCUCGCAUCAUGUCCCUAUGUUCUUGUUGUGCGUAUUCGCAGGCACCUUCAUCUACAACCUGGUGGCAUUCCCGUUCUCAGACAGCCAUCGCUUCAAGUUUUACUUCCAGCAGGUUGUUGACCUCGAUAAUGGAACCGACACUGUUUCCAUUGUGGGACUGGAGAAGUUUUCGCGCUCAGUCAUUAAGUCAUUGCCGAGUGCUAGCAGUCAGGACAUUAAGUGUGAGAAAGCUGUUGGGCGAGAUCUCAUGGAGUGUCUGUACGACUCAUCUACUCUGUCCCCUCACUUGGUCGAAGGCAAGACACCUAGAGAGUUGAUCACGUUUGAGACGGUGGAUGGCACGAACGCGUCGAAGGGACGACUCCGAAUUGAUGCCUUGGACUCGAGACUUUGUUACCUUCACACGUCACGACCGAUUUACGGCUUUGCUGUUGAUGGCGGAGCCGCAAGAGAUCCUCGCUUUGGCGGAUUCCCCUCAGAGGGUUUUAAGACCAUCCAACUUUGGCGACGUGAUCGGGAUCGACCUUGGACUGUGAAUCUCUAUCUGGACGAGCACGCUCAACAAGCUGACAAGUCUUUUGAGGGAGGGCACAACAAGCAACUUGGAGAUGGCUCAGUCGUGCACCGCCGGGCGGAUGAUCCUCUCGAAGUGACGGUUCGGUGUGCUUGGAGCGAUGCCAACAAGCCUGGAACCAUCCCGGCGCUUGAUGAGCUUCUUAAGUACAUGCCGACUUGGGCUGCCGUUACCAAGAAGAAUGUUGGAUUGGUGGAAGUUCACAAGACGUACAAAGUUUGA